CAUGUCCCUCCACCAUUUUGCUUUUUGUUCCCCUCUAAUCUGAUCCUCACUCACUUCGUAACCGCCGCUGUAACCUCCCACAUCUGGUCAGCACUCAGCAUGUUCUCUGCGGAUCUUUCUUGGACCGAAGCCAGUGUGGAAAAAGUUGGCGAGAGGAGAGAGAGGAAAGCCAGGGAACGCCCCACUCCGUCUGCAACGCCCUCCAUUAAUAGCACCAUCAGUUCCAGGGCUUCAAUAAAGUCCAUCGCCAAAGACAAAGUGCUAUUCUGGACUUCAAAUCUGAAGAAAGCAAAAAGUCUCAAACCAAUCAAGAAUGUCGUAUCAGAACGGCCCAGUACAAGCCGGAGUACCACAGCGUCGCAUUCAAGAAAAACAUCGAGCAGUUCCCCUCGACAUAUAGACAUUGAAAUUCCUUACGACCUGCGAGAUCCCACACUUCAACCACCCGCGUGGACUUACUCAAGUUCACUCUCAUCCAAGCUCCCAUCCGGCCAACCAAUAGAUCUACCCGUUCAUGAAGUGCCAGAGCUCGAGGGCGAUGUUUCUUCACGUGGUAUCAAAUCCAACGCGUCUCGCUCCCCACGUGAACAGCAUUGGAACAUGAAGAUUCUGGGAAGAGAGAAACCAACGGAAGAGACAAAAGAAACCCACCACUUCAACCCUGGCUCAUUUGCUCCUUGCAUCAUAAGGCGGGCUCCUGAUGUUGCAGAAUUGGCCGCCGUUGACACGUAUAAGUCUCCGGAUGGCAAGAGAAGAAGGCGAGUCGUUUGCGCGGGUUUUAACGACAUUGCAACUGACCAAUCGCAGACGAGCAUAUUCCGUGAGAGUGGAAGGCUGUCAAGAUUUCGAGGGACUGAGCUUACAAGACCAAGCGGAAGAUGAGCUUACGCCAGCUCU
Molecule: messenger RNA, 897 nt
Organism: Periconia digitata
Lineage: Eukaryota; Fungi; Ascomycota; Dothideomycetes; Pleosporales; Periconiaceae
Source: the annotation of a GenBank genome assembly